Messenger RNA from Octodon degus (degu), 763 nucleotides. Its product is annotated as refilin-A. Bases 72 to 701 code for a protein of 209 amino acids. NCBI's taxonomy places the organism in Eukaryota, Metazoa, Chordata, Mammalia, Rodentia, Octodontidae. Gene Ontology annotation, molecular function: filamin binding. The transcript is spliced from 3 exons. Gene Ontology annotation, cellular component: actin filament bundle. The record is from RefSeq and is a predicted model, not a curated record. Gene Ontology annotation, biological process: negative regulation of bone mineralization involved in bone maturation; skeletal system morphogenesis; actin filament bundle organization.
UGACCCCCGCACUCGCCGAGCCCGAGUGAGGGGCCAGAGCCCCCUGGAGUUGGGCGCCCGCGCCCCCAGACAUGGUGGGCCACCUGCAUCUGCAGGGCAUGGGCGGCCUGAAGGAACGGAGCCGCGAGGGCCAGCUGGACAGCCCUGACUCCGGGCUGCCCCCCAGCCCCAGUCCUCCCUUUGACGCCCAGGCGCCCGGCAUCCUCGAUAGUGCACAGGUGGGGGGCCCCGGGGCCGCCUCAGAGCCGCCGGGACUCGGACCCACAGAGGACAGAACGCCCCAUCUCCCUUGCCGCAACGCCUCCCUACCUGAGAUGAGGCCCCGGAUGCUGCCAGUGGUGUUUGGGGAGACCAUCGAGGUGGACCCGGAACCCCCGCACGAGAUCCGCUGCAACUCCGAGCUAAAGUACGCGUCUGAGAGGCACUUCCGGGACAAGGUGUUCUACGCGCCGGUGCCCACGGUCACAGGCUACAGCGAGACCAUCGUGGCGGCGCCCAACUGCACGUGGCGCAGCUUCCGCAGCCAGCUGACCUUAGAGCCGCGGCCACGCGCGCUGCUCUUCCGCUGCACCACCAUCAUCUUCCCCAAGCGCGCACGCAGCUCCUUCCGCACCACCGUGCACUGCAGCCUGGGUCGGCCGCGGCGCUCCUUCACCGCCAGCGUGCAGCUGCGGCUGUGCGGGGCUCCCACCACACUCUGACAGUGGCCAGCUAGGCUGGGCUAGGCUGUCCUGGGCGUGGCCACAGUGUCCGGGGUGGGGGA